Messenger RNA from Limulus polyphemus (Atlantic horseshoe crab), 2740 nucleotides. Its product is annotated as choline transporter-like protein 2. The transcript is spliced from 22 exons. Gene Ontology annotation, cellular component: membrane. Gene Ontology annotation, biological process: transmembrane transport. The coding region runs from base 44 to 2182 and encodes 712 amino acids. Gene Ontology annotation, molecular function: transmembrane transporter activity. The record is from RefSeq and is a predicted model, not a curated record. Lineage: Eukaryota; Metazoa; Arthropoda; Merostomata; Xiphosura; Limulidae.
UCCAGUUCUAGUGUAUUAGAACAGGACUGAUCGGUAAAAGGUAAUGAAUCACUUAGAAAAUGAAGGAGAGCUCAGUUCCCAAACGGCCCUGACCGAUAGUAGGAAUACAGAGCAAACAGAAGAUUACGGGAAGUCUUUUGAGUAUGAUCCUGAAUUUAAGGGACCAGUUAAAAAUAGGAGCUGUACAGACAUCAUAUGCCUGUUUUUGUUUCUUAUCUUUUUGGGUGGCUGGAUUGUAUUAGCAGUAAUUGCAUUUCAACGAGGUGAUCCAAAACAACUGAUUUUCCCUACAGACUGGCAAGGCCGAAUAUGUGGUGUAGGAAAAAUGUCUGGGAAGCCCUACCUCUAUUUCUUUGACUUGACAAAGUGUAUUGGUUUUGCUUCAGUUUUAAUGAGUGGCUGUCCAACACCUCAAGUGUGUACCAGUAAAUGUCCCAACCGGACCUUUACCUCAUUGAUAGCAAUAGAUGAAACAAGCAUCAAGAAUGAAAUGAUAUGCAUAGAUGAUUCUCAAAAAGAGGAACAGACUGUUAUAGAAUUGGUCUCCAGUGGAAACUGUGCACCUUUCUACUUGAAAAGUAAACCCUUGGCAGGAAGAUGUAUUCCAGAUAUAUUUCUGUCUUCUUCAGGAGAACCUGAUGAGAAGUUGGCUAAUAAUAUAGUCCAGGAUAUAAAUGGCAAAAACGUGUCUGGUGAUGAAAUGAAGUUGGCAAAAGAGUCUCUAGAAACAAUGUUAAAUGCCCGGGAAAUUGGGGAGAAAAUAUUUCAAGACUUUACAGCAGGCUGGUGGCUAAUGUUAGUAUGUUUACUGAUUUCAUUGGUGGAAGCAUUCUUGUGGAUUCUGUUGAUGAAAUAUUCUGCUGGUGUUAUGGUGUGGGCUAGCUUAUUCUGUAUCACUGGAUUGUUAACUUUUGUAUGCUAUUACAGUAUAAACAAGUAUCUAGAACUAAGUGAUUCUACAGAGUCAUAUGCUGCUUUCACUUUCACAACCAACAUGAAGUCUUAUCUAGCCCUACGGAAGACUUGGUUGGCCAUUGCCCUAAUUUCAGGAAUAGUUUUGCUGAUACUACUACUGGUGGUCAUUUCUCUUCGUACACGUAUUAGGAUCGCCAUUUCAUUGAUUAAAGAAAGUAGUAGAGCUAUAAGCAGCAUGAUUUCAUCUUUGUUUUUCCCAGUGAUACCAUACUUACUUCAGUUCUGCUUGUUUAUUUUUUGGGGUGCUGUAGCCAUGUCUAUUGCUUCAUCUGGAAAAGCAGUCUAUAGAAAUGUGAAUCAACAUAAUGUAUCAUCUGUGCAAGACAGUCCCACUUGUGAUCCUAAGGACUUUAAAGAGAUCACUACUGACAUACAUUGUGUUUUUUCUGCCUACGAAAGUGAAUCAAACCUUCUUCGUGCCCAGAUCUAUAAUGUUUUUGGUUUGUUCUGGGCAGUGUUUUUCAUUAUUGGUGUGUGUCAACUGUCCCUUUCCAUUGCCUUUUCUACCUAUUACUGGACAUUUAACAAACCAAAAGAUAUACCUUCCUUUGCUGUUGCAAGUGGUAUUGGGACAUGCUUACGAUACCAUCUUGGUUCUGUUGCUUUUGGAUCCCUGUUGAUUGCCAUUCUACGAGUAAUUCGUGUCAUUUUGGAAUAUAUAGACCAGAAGUUGAGAAAGUAUGACAACAAAGUGGUCAAAGUUCUUAUGUGUCUCUGCAAAUGCUGCUUCUGGUGCCUUGAAAAAUUUCUUAAGUUUAUCAGCAAAAAUGCUUACAUUAUGAUCGGUAUUUAUGGUAAGAAUUUUUGCACCAGUGCCAAAGAUGCUAUGUUUCUUUUAAUGCGUAACAUAGCUAGGGUUGUUGUUCUGGAUAAGGUGGUUGAUCUUUUACUGUUUCUUGGAAAAUUGGUGACUGUUGGUACAACAACUGUUGCUGCCUUCUAUUUCUUCUCUGGAAGAAUCCAUUUUCUGAAACAUUAUGUGCCCUCUUUGAACUACUACUUGUUGCCAGUAAUCACUGUAGCAAUAGGCUCCUAUUUCAUAGCCUCAUGUAUCUUCAGUGUCUAUAAUAUGGCAGUGGAUACUUUGUUUCUCUGUUUCUUGGAUGACUGUGAAAGAAAUGAUGGCUCUGCAGAGAGACCUUACUACAUGUCACGUGAACUGAUGAAAAUACUUGGAAAGAAAAACAAAUUCAAGGAGCCACAGUAAAAGAUUCCACAGGUUUUACAAUCUUUUUCUCUCUCUCUCUUAUUUUCUUUUAAGCUUAGGCAAUUAAAACUUUGUUUAGUAUAUAUAUAUAUAUAUAUAUGUUAAGUGAAUAAUAAAUACUCAGGUGCUACUAUAGUUAAUACUGUUUUGUGGUAUUAAAAGUGCACUUGAUACACAAAAACAAUGUAGCUUUUGUUAUGGUUUUGUAUAAUCAAUUUUAUUAUCUAAUGUUUAAAGUAUACUUUUGUCCUUGGGUCGGGGAAUUCGUGUUUAUGAAGUUUUUCCUUAUUUAGGAACCGAGUUAUAAUAUUAAAUUUUAAAAUAUGUAUAGCAACUUUAGUUCUAAAUAUCUAGCUCAAAAUCAAAUGAAAUUGAAAAAUAAUUUAAAAUCUUUAACAACAGCCUAUUUUUAUUUGAGUGUACUAGUUCUUUGUUUUAUGAAAAUUUAAGGAUUCCAAGGUACAAAAUAUUUCUUUUUUUUUUACCUAGUAACUUAAUUAAAAAUGUGAUUUAUUUUAUUUUCUAAAGCCAUUUAGGUAAUUUUUGUGGAUCUUUGUG